AUGAAGAAGAAGAAAGAAAAUUAUGGGACAAAACAAAGAAAAUGUUCAAUUACGGAUAAAAUAUACUAAACCAUGACUAUGGAUAAAAUUGAAUACAACGAUCAUGAAUAAGAUUUUGUUUUAAAAAUAAUGUAAAUAAAUAAAUAAACCAGUUAAAUAAUCUUGCUAAGAUAUACAAUUAUUUAUAUCAUAAGCCGUCAAUUACUUCAAUAUGUGCAUAAAAUUGGGACAUAUUGA
Tetrahymena thermophila SB210 is the source of this 237-nucleotide messenger RNA. RefSeq lists its product as hypothetical. The record is from RefSeq and is a predicted model, not a curated record. NCBI's taxonomy places the organism in Eukaryota, Ciliophora, Oligohymenophorea, Hymenostomatida, Tetrahymenidae. The transcript has 2 exons.